AUGGGGAGUAAUUUCUUCAAACGGAACCUAAUACUUUUUGGCCUUUUGGCCAGCAGCAAUAUGCAGAUUCUAGUCGGAGAACUUGAGAACAAAUUGGAACUGGAUGUGGACUUCUUGCUUGGGGUGACCGAAUUCAUGGGCCACAUUCAUGGACUACAUUCCAUUACUGUAUAUUCGGAUUGCAUCGACAUACAACCUUCAAUCCAGCAGCGCAUUAUGGAUAAAUUUGUGGUACCCGUUUAUACGAUUGGAUCCAAUCUAAGGCGGACUAAUUACAACAAACUGAACAAUGCCAAUAUUCGGAUUGUUCUCUUCACUGGCCUGAAUGAUACCAUAUUGGUUAAUCUCAAUAAAACGGACGUUCCUUACUCAGAUCAUUUUUAUAUGCUUGCGUAUGCCUCACCAAUUAAAAAUAAGUCCGUCGAGUUGGAUUUUAUUGAAGGGGUAUUUAUACUGCUAUGGAAAAUGUCAAUUGAUAAUGCAAUCCUAUUGGUCCGUGGUGAGUUCAAGAUGGAAAUGUGGGCCUACUUUUAUAUGGGAAAAAUACACAACAUUGAAUUGACUAAGCCCAAUUCGUUUUUGGAAAGUCUUCGCAAAUACAACUAUAGGUUCGUCCUUCAAGUAAUCGAUGAUCCUCCAGCCAUAUUUUGGUACAACUCAUCGGAACAAGCGGAUGUGACUGGCGGUGGCGACCUCAGUGUGUCCGGCCCCGUCGGGCUGAUGAUCAUAAAUUUUAUGCGUCAUCUAAAUGUGACCACGGACAUUGUUCCGGUUUCGGGAAAGCAAAACUCACAGUACGAAUUCUUUCAGCAGCAAGUGGACUGGAGAGCGGAAAAUGGAGCUAAUAUGGUAGGCGGUGCCCUCUUGAAAUACAGCACCUUGGUGACUCAGUCACGGAUGUGUCUGUUGGUCCCGAACCGCAGAAUGAUUCCUUUCAGCAGAUUUCUAGACAAGCUGGUUAGUCCCCGUGUCCAUAAACUCACCUUUGUCUCGAGUAUUGGCAUAUUCGUGGUCAAGUACUUCUCCCAUCGACCUCGAUCGUUUUUGGAUGCCUUAUUUUGCACCAUACGAUUUUUUUUUGCUAUUCCUCUGCCAAGUAAUAUUCUAAAUCGCUUUCCCUUGGUGGAUAAGUUAAUAGAAGUGUUCAUAAUCAUUUUCGUGGAAAUCUUACUGAGUUCGAAUAUAUCCAUGACAACCAGCGCCCUGACAACCGGGUUUUGGGAGCCACCUAUCAGAAAUGUCGAAACGAUGAGAGCUAGUGGCCUGCAGAUUAUUACAAAAGAUCCGACAAUUCCACAGGCCUUCAAGGAAAAUAUUUUGCCCAGCUCCUUGGCGGAUCUGGUGACUCUUGUGGAUGAAGGCACUUAUUUCCAUCACAUCACCACCUUGAACAACACCUACGUCUAUGUGGUGCAAACGCACAAUUGGCAAAUAUUUCGGCUAUACCAACAGCAACUGACGAACGAGCCAUUUGAGAUUGCUAGUGAAGAACUCUGCUCCAAAUGGCGAAUCUUGGGAAUGACGCUGAAUCCUAAAUCGCCUCUUAGGUUCAUGCUUAAGGAUUAUUUCUAUAGGAUUCUGGAAUCCGGAUUGCAGGAGAAAUGGCUUCAUAUGGGCUUUAAAAAGUUUUGUGAAUUUAAUAACUUGCAAAAGCUGCCCGUUGAUUCCCUAGAUAGUUGGCAACCGCUGUCCAUUGAGUUCUUUUUAAAUAUCAUAAGGGCUUAUAUAAUAGGAUUAGUGAUCGCCAUCUUCGCGUUCGUUGGUGAACUAUUUCACAGUAGAUAUCGUCGUAAAAAUGUGAAAAAAACUUAA
Messenger RNA from Drosophila sechellia, 1812 nucleotides. RefSeq names its product Ionotropic receptor 56a (gene Ir56a). The record is from RefSeq and is a predicted model, not a curated record. The transcript is spliced from 2 exons. The coding region runs from base 1 to 1812 and encodes 603 amino acids. Lineage: Eukaryota; Metazoa; Arthropoda; Insecta; Diptera; Drosophilidae.